UUGAGGGGCUGUACAAGUUGGGCUGGUUUGGUGGGAACAGGCUGUAGAAAGACGUUUGCCCGCCCGCCGCUGUACGGGAUAUGGACAGCGCUGAGGAAAAAGAAUGGGUCGAAGUAGCCAACGAUCUUCUGUCAAGAUGUAACAUAGACCUGCAUAUUACUAGCCUCUUUGACUGCGGUGCCAAAGUGUUUAUUUCUCUUUAUGAAUCAAUACUGGGAGAGAAAGUUCCAGAUUUAAUAGCUCUACCUAGAUGCCAAGAAGAUGAUGCUCAUAAUCUGCAGGCAAUCAUAGAUUCUUUGGCACUGGACUACUUGCAAGUCAGUCUAUCACAUAUAACUGGUGAGAACAUUGUGAAAGGAGAUAGGGAGUCUAUUAGAAACCUCCUGGAAAUAUUUGAUGGCUUGCUUGAGUACCUUACAGAAGAAAUCAUCGAGACUACUUCUCAGGAUGGCACCGAGUGGAAAAAUACGGCAAGUGGUGAUCUUGGACAGACGGCUGAAGAUAAAGCCCAUAGCAUUGGUCUGGAAGAAGCAGAAGGUGGCAGUGACAUGCCCUUUUCCUCCCUGAAGAAGUUACCUUCUGUGAUGGGGUCAUCUCAGUCAUCAGACAUUUUUAUUCCAUCAGGGGAGGUAGAUGGUUCAGAAUCUACAAGUGAGCUGAUUAAGCUUGGUGACACAGCAUACUUGUUUUCUUUGAGAAAUGAAGAAUUUCCAUUUCCCAAAGAAUUACCAGCCUCAAAAGGGAUCUCAGUGAAGGCUAAUGAGCCCGAAGAGCCUGCAGUUUUUGCAGAACGGUCUAGUAGUCUCUCCAGCAGCAGAAGAGCACCUGUCACAGAAACCGAAGGAUCAGCAAAAUCUGCUGAGUUGCCCAGCGAGCAGUUAAGUUCCAGUGCCAAAAAACUUGGAGAACCUAUUCGUUCAGCUAUUGCUUUGCAGCCACCCUACCAGCCUUCUGUACCAAGGGCCCCUUACCCAGAUGAAAGAGGGACUAGAAAUGCAGCCAGGUGCGCUCCACCAUUGAUUAAACCCCGGGAGCUUCCAUCUUCUGAUCUUGCAGAGCCCCUUGGGCAAGAGUCUGAAACACUUUCAGGUGGCAUCCCUUCUCUGUCAAGAAUUACUUCUGAUCUUCCAGCAGAAGUUGAUGAAACAGGACCAAAAUCAGGGUCAAAAGUUACUAUAAAGGAGCCAGAUGUAAUUGAUGAACUGGUGUCAGAAGAGAGCAUGGAUGAUAUGGGAAAGGACACUGAUGAGAAAAUUCAAGAUAAAUCAACUACCUCUUCUAAGAAGUUUCCAAAGUUUACAUCAACACAAAGAACAAGAACGAAGCAAAAGGUCAAUUGGAAAAGCCAGCAUGAAAGCUCAGAUUCAGUUGCAGAGGAACCUUUUUCCCACAAGAGGGAAAAAGAAAAACUGUCAAACCAAGAGCUACACCAGAUGUCUGAGAAACUCUCCCGUAGGCUGAAUGAAUUAGAUGCAAUGUUAAAGAACGCUUUGGGUGACCGAAGCAGGCGGGGAUCAUCUGCUGAUGGCGACACACUUUCUCAGCAUAGUGAUAGUGUCAUGGAUUACCACCACACAAAGGCAGAACCAGCUACCCAGCUUCCCAAAAGAAAACCGAGCAGACGGUCAUUUUCGGCUUCCCCCCCGCCUUCCACCCGCCAGCUGUCAUCUGAAUUGGAAGAUGCACUUUGGAGAGAUGGAAGAGGGGCGACAGGAGAAAUGUGCGAUCGCUUGCAAAAGGAACAGGACCAGAGGAGGCUCAGAGCAAAGUUGUUGAUGAAAGCUUAUGAAGAUGAACUUAGAGCUUAUGAGGCUAGUGAGAGACUCGAACUUGCAAAGAUAAAAGCGAAGACCAAGGAAAUGGAUCGAAGAUACAAGGAAAGCUUAUUUAAAGAACCUCCUCGUGUGUCACGACCUGCAGAGGUUUACUCCAGAAAAACAGUACCUAGGAAUCUCAAACGCAGCCAGUGGAUUUCAAGAGGAGGAUUUGCAAAGCCAAAGAAAGCAGCUCCAAUGAAGGUAAAGGAGAAUGACCUCCUCCCUCUCCUAAUGGAGGAGUUCCCCCACCUGCACAUUUCCCGUCCAACCAUGAACAAGAUGUGGCAGCAGCAGCUUGCACAGAUCCAACAGCUGAAGUCUCCCAGCAACAGAACCCAGCUGAAGCUCCAAAAUGAAGUAGUAGAAGCACAGAAGAAGCAUGAACUCCUUGUUGAACUCAUUAAGAAAGAGCAGGCCCAUAACAAGAGACUGCAAGAUUUCAAGGAAUGUAUUCAGCGACAGAAAUGUGCCCAGAACAACAUGAGAGCUCGACGCCAGCAAAUUGUCAGAGCCAAAAAGUACUACCAAGAUUACAGAGUUCAACUGCGGGCUAAGAUGAUGAGGGCCAGGACCCGGGAAGAACUGAUAUUUAAAAAACUGUUUGAAGAAGGUUUGGAUAUUCAGAAGCAAAGACUGCAUGAGCUGAGAACGUACGCCAGGGAUAAACGUGCAGAGCAAAUGAGACAACACCAGGCAGAACUAGAGUCUAUGGAGAACUAUUACAAGGAUCAGUUUUCAAUGCUGGCAGAAGCAGUUUCAGAAGAACGUAGAGAAAUCCAUGCCAGAGAGAGAACACAGGCAAGAACGCUGAGCAAAGUGAAGCGUGAAUUUAGAUCCAAGAUAGAGAAAGAAAUCCAAGAGCUGCAGGAUGCGAUCAUUCAGAAUGACGAUAAUUCGUUUUUCCGUGAGCUAGAAGCUGAUCGCCUCAGGUCUAGACUUCAGAUGGCUUCCUUUCAAUACAGCAAAAACUAUCACUUAUUUUAAAGUGGGCUGCAGGGGAUGGGGGCAUCUAUGAAGUUAAUAGCUUGAUUUGCUGCUUAAAAGUGGGCCUUAAUCUUGUUUACAAUGUAUGACAUUUUUAAAGUUUUUUUUUAAAUAAAAGUUUGCUAAUUGCACCUAAAGGCAUCAAGCCCUUUUCCACAAGGACAGAUAAUCUAGAAUGUAUUAAAAUCCAAAGUGAGUUCAUUUAGAAAACAAACUUUUUGCGUGCAGCUAAUCUAAUGCUUGCCUUUCCAAAAAAGUGUGAUAAACAGUUUGGAACAACUUCUGUCAGGCACAUUUUCCAAACUAAAGGAUUACUAUUGAUCAGCAAUUAGCAUUAGCUGCCACGCAGGACGCCCAGCUGGACAAUGUCCCAAGUUUUAGUAUUACAGCAGCACAUCUCUCCCCCCCCUCCCCCCGCCGUGUGUGUGUGGGGGGAACAUUUUACAAGUUUCUUCUGGGCCCAAAAAUAAUGCUUGAGCCCUUAUUAUAGGGCUCAAUGGGACUAUAAGUGCUUCAUCAUGCCUGCUGCCAGAAUUUGCUUGGACAG
Molecule: messenger RNA, 3348 nt
Organism: Eublepharis macularius
Lineage: Eukaryota; Metazoa; Chordata; Lepidosauria; Squamata; Eublepharidae
Gene: CEP95
Product: centrosomal protein 95
Exons: 22
Coding region: 81-2801 (906 amino acids)
Cellular component (GO): centrosome; spindle pole
Source: RefSeq, a predicted model, not a curated record